Alternaria atra is the source of this 240-nucleotide messenger RNA. RefSeq lists its product as uncharacterized. The coding region runs from base 1 to 240 and encodes 79 amino acids. Lineage: Eukaryota; Fungi; Ascomycota; Dothideomycetes; Pleosporales; Pleosporaceae. The record is from RefSeq and is a predicted model, not a curated record. The transcript has a single exon.
AUGGUCGCGCAAACCUCCAAGCCAUCAAGUCGCAGCUCUUCUGUAACAGCGCCAGUCGAGCGCUCCUCGUCAAGCCAACAUCAUGCGCUUGCGACUUCUUCCUCUUUGAGGGCGGCGCUCAAGAAGCCCUUCCAGGGUUGGUCCAAGGAACUCCUUCGCGCAAGAGAUAACGACGAUGAUGACUACAACUUCUCGAGUGGUAUGCGCCGUGGCGCUCAGUACUACCAAGACGAGGCCUGA